Messenger RNA from Rotaria sp. Silwood1, 312 nucleotides. The record is from the annotation of a GenBank genome assembly. NCBI's taxonomy places the organism in Eukaryota, Metazoa, Rotifera, Eurotatoria, Philodinida, Philodinidae.
AUGACAAAAAAUGACACUUUUUUAUAUAAAUUAAUUUGUCAAUAUGGUGCUUUAGAAAAUACAUUUGAAAUUGGACAAUUCCAUGAUUUAAAAGAUGCUUGUCCUCAUGAAUUGAAAGACGUAGAAGUUGAUAAUUUAAAACCAACAACCAUUAUUGAAGCAUCAAAGCAUUAUUCUCGUGGUUCCACUACCGGACGUACUUGUAACUGUCGAACCAAUUGUGCAGCCAAAACAUGUCCAUGUAAAAAAGAAAAUGUAUUCUGCUCAACAAAGUGUCACUCAAAAAGAGGUGGAUGUUUAAAUAUGGAAUAG